GAGUUCAUAUGAGUUCAUCGGAUCCUUCGCCAACAGCGUCUCUCUCUCUCUCUCUCUCUCUCUCUCUUGAGAAAGUGUCAAAAGUCUGAGAAAAUUCUCUAACUAAACAAACGGUUUCAGAUGUUGAUCUCGUGAUCGUGUGCGUGAUCCAUUCACCACGUUGGGGAUCUCUCCAUCACUUCUCUCGGUUCCUCGUGCUCAUCACCAGCUACGUCUUCUUGGUUCGUUCUUCAUCCGCUACUCCAACUUCAUCCGAAACGCUUCCUCUCUUAUCAUCUGUACAAUGUCCAAUGGUUCCGGGAAGCUUGUUGCCAAAGAUGAGCAAGAAACGAUCCGAAGCGACAAUUUGAAGAAUACCCGGUUCGAGUUCGACUAUGAGAUUGCCCAAAUUUCCCCCUUGGACCACGUCGGCUUCAAGAUUGAUCAUCCGAGCCCAAAGAAAUCCAUCGGAGCAAGCAAAGAAGAGGAGGAGGAGGAGGAGGAGGAGGAGGAGUGUGGAAUGACGUCGUUCCGAGAAGAACAUGAGCUUGUCGAAGAAGAUGGGGAGAACAAUGAUGGAUUCAGGACUCCAACAUCCUCCGACCACAAAAUCCCGGCAAUGACGCGAUGCCCGCCUGCGCCGAUGAAGCCCAAGCCGACCAGAAAGCGGAAAUUCUCGUCGUCAUCAUCGUCCACUUUCUCCGAUGAUCGCUGCAAAGAACGGAUUGAUCUCGAUUCCUCUGAGCAAGUGGAAUCGCUGUUUCGGCCAAUUCUUAGAGAUGAGAUCAAGAAAGCUAGAAGAGAUGGAAAUAAUAAUGGGUGAUUGACUAUAUGUCCAUUUGAGGAGGUUCUGAAAGCAUAAUGUGGACCAGAUCAAUUGGAAAGGAGCAUAACCUGGAAAUCCAGUUUGGUGCUUUUU
Messenger RNA from Rhodamnia argentea, 898 nucleotides. Its product is annotated as cyclin-dependent protein kinase inhibitor SMR3-like. Lineage: Eukaryota; Viridiplantae; Streptophyta; Magnoliopsida; Myrtales; Myrtaceae. Bases 284 to 802 code for a protein of 172 amino acids. The record is from RefSeq and is a predicted model, not a curated record. Gene Ontology annotation, biological process: regulation of DNA endoreduplication. The transcript is spliced from 2 exons.